Messenger RNA from Amphibalanus amphitrite, 1338 nucleotides. RefSeq names its product charged multivesicular body protein 1b-like. The record is from RefSeq and is a predicted model, not a curated record. The transcript has a single exon. Gene Ontology annotation, cellular component: ESCRT III complex; multivesicular body. Lineage: Eukaryota; Metazoa; Arthropoda; Thecostraca; Balanomorpha; Balanidae. Bases 151 to 756 code for a protein of 201 amino acids. Gene Ontology annotation, biological process: late endosome to vacuole transport; protein transport; endosome transport via multivesicular body sorting pathway.
UCGUCGCAAACACAAGUCGAGUGAAUCAUUUGUAUGCAUACUGCUUUGUAUAGAUUUGUGACAAGUGAUACGUGUAUAGGAGGAAUUCCUCAAAUCUCCGUUGUUUGUUGAAUCUUUUAAUUAUAAAUUCGCCGUCAUAGGAACGUCAAAAUGUCAAUAGCCUCAAUGGAGAAACACCUUUUCAACCUCAAGUUCGCUGCCAAAGAAAUGGUGCGCAAUUCCAAGAAGUGUGAGAAGGAAGAAAAGGCUGAGAAAGCAAAAUUAAAGAAGGCCAUACAGAAAGGAAACAUGGAAGGUGCCAGGAUACAUGCUGAAAAUGCUAUCAGGCAAAAGAACCAAGCACUAAACUAUCUGAAAAUGUCUGCGCGGGUCGAUGCAGUUGCCAGCAGGGUUCAGACUGCUGUUCAAACUCGCAAGGUCACCCAGUCAAUGGGUGGUGUGGUAAAAUCAAUGGAUGCUGCCAUGAGGUCCAUGAACCUUGAGAAAAUAUCAGCACUCAUGGACAAGUUUGAGCAUCAGUUUGAGGAUCUUGAUGUCCAGAGCAGUUACAUGGACUCUGCCAUGGGACAGACUGUGGCAACAAAUGUGCCAACAAAUGAUGUUGACAACCUCAUGAGUCAAGUGGCCGAUGAGGCAGGUCUGGAACUCAAUAUGGAGCUCCCGCAAGGUCAACAAGGCUCUGUCGGACUCUCCACAGCUGCUUCAGCUGAACAAGAUGAACUCACUCAGAGACUGGCCCGUCUUCGGCAGGCAUAAGCUAGUGAUGAUGGCGCUUGUGUCAGCAUCAGAGCCUAAAACACUGGUUGCAUUAUUUUACAUGCCGCAGGCUGUCAAAUGAUACUGCUUCCUGGAGAGGGGUGAGAAUGUGGCAAGUUGCUUUCCAGGGUGUUACUCUUGCAAAUACUUUUGAUGGUAUGUAGUGCAAGCAAGCACACAAGGUAUUGAUAAAUGGUGUUCCAGUUCGUGAUCAUCAGCUGUGGAUGUGUUGUGUAGACAAGUGUUGCAAAGUGUGCCUGACAAGCAAAGUAUAUCAUGCACAGGUUCUUAUUUAUGUUCAGCGAGUUCCCUGACAUCGCCUGAAUCAAGAAAACUGCUUAGGUACUAAAUGUAAAUCCACCACAAAAUACCCAAGAAGAUGUGACAGAACUAGCUCCUUGUGAACAAAAUUUGCCUUUGGACUUGACACUGUGCUUGUAAAAAGCCUAGGGGAUUUCAGUUUUUCUUUGCGUGACUGCACUACAUGACUCAAAUCAUAGCAUAGCAACUAGGAGUUUGCAAAAUGUAUUACAUCGAUAAUUGUAUCGCCUAGCUAUUAUGAAAUACAUGUUAUGAGUAUGA